AUGAAUGAUCGCAGGAGAUUAGGGACUGUAAUAUCCUCCUGCUUACAGUUCUUCAGAUUGCACAGUGAGUGUUCAAUACCGCAGCUGAAAUAUGUUUUCGCAACUACGCUUGCUGGCUGUUACGACGAUUUGGGAGACAUCCACCAUGCACUGCACUGGAGAGUCAAGGCGAAGGAGAUUGCACAAGAAACUGAUGACCGGAGUAUACAAGAGGAAGCUGAAUAUCAAAUACAAAUGACAUUGGCUAGUACCUCAGUUAAAGCGGCUGAUGACCCACACGGCGUUAAGCAGCGAGAGUGGGAGCUCGCACAAAGGGCAGAUUUGGAAGUUAAAUACCAAGAGUCAAAGGAAGGAGGAAGUCACGAGGAUCAAUACGCGUAUGCCUUUGAUCUACUUCAGAAAGAGCUUGAUGAUGAAAUUAAACGCAACGAAAGUCCGUGUGGACGAAUCUGGCUUAGCAAAGUUAAUGAGGCCCUUGAACUCAUACCUGACAGGAAGACUACUGAGAGACCACGGAUUACCUUCACAAUUGCUCACUCGAAAUUUGAUUUCGGAGAGUUUGACAGUGCUUUGGAGACCCUCGUAGAAGCUUAUGAGGAGGCAAGCGCGGCUGGCAAUGAUGAAAUCGCUCGGAGAGCGCUAUUUACCAAGACGCGCGUAUAUCUGCACCAAUAU
This is a messenger RNA of Lindgomyces ingoldianus, 675 nucleotides long. RefSeq lists its product as uncharacterized. The transcript has a single exon. NCBI's taxonomy places the organism in Eukaryota, Fungi, Ascomycota, Dothideomycetes, Pleosporales, Lindgomycetaceae. The annotation marks the transcript as partial. The record is from RefSeq and is a predicted model, not a curated record.